Molecule: messenger RNA, 4057 nt
Organism: Biomphalaria glabrata
Lineage: Eukaryota; Metazoa; Mollusca; Gastropoda; Planorbidae
Product: cytochrome P450 2J1-like
Exons: 4
Coding region: 450-1916 (488 amino acids)
Biological process (GO): xenobiotic metabolic process
Cellular component (GO): intracellular membrane-bounded organelle; cytoplasm
Molecular function (GO): oxidoreductase activity, acting on paired donors, with incorporation or reduction of molecular oxygen, reduced flavin or flavoprotein as one donor, and incorporation of one atom of oxygen; iron ion binding; heme binding
Source: RefSeq, a predicted model, not a curated record
GGGUUUAAAUUGUGGAUAAAUAAUUGCUUUUGGUCAAUUUGACAACUGCAAGUCAAGUUAUUACAGGUGAAAUAUUCGUAUUUAUUCGUGCACCUCAAACUGGAUACCACGAGUGUUAUCCAUUUUAAUCCAAUGCUUAUGUAAAUCUUGUUUACAUGUAAUCCAAGGUCUAAUGUGACCUACUUUGUUUUGAUUCUCUCUGCUAAAAGUAUAACACCAGUUCAGGUCAGAGUAACAUAGCUCUGUUUGCAAAUAUUGUUUUCAUACAUUCCAUGUCUUUUUUUAAGUUCCAAGUUUCAGUUUUUAAGACGAGGGCAGACCAUUAGUAGUACAUUACAUUUGAGAAGCAAUCAUUCAGAUCGACUCGUUUGGAGCCUAAGUAAUGGUAAAAAUCAAAGUGACCUAACGCAGCCCAGAUUAUUUUGUGUGAAAUUCUUAAAUAAACCACUAUGGACUUCGUAACACUGGGAUUGAUCUUCUUCACUUCACUACUGGUCUACGCUUACUAUUGCUUCGCUAAGAAAUCCCUGAACGUGCCCCCAUGUCCAGUCAGACCAUGGCCCAUAGUGGGUCAUCUGUUGAUAUUAAAGGCAGACCACAGACCGCAGUUCCAACAAUGGCGGGAAGAGUGUGGCGAUAUUUUUAGUAUUUACCUGGGAUCUAAACUUCUGGUGGUCAUCAAUGACUUUGACCUCAUUAGAGACACAUUCGUCAAAAGGGCAGACGACUUUUCUGACAGGCCAAUCAUGUUCAUUGAUGAGAACAUGGGUGAUCAAGGCAAAGGACUUAUUUUUACUUCAGGCCAAGUCUGGAAAGAACAGAGAAGUGUGGCGCUAUCUAUACUUCGCAAAUUUGGCUUCGGCAAAAAUAUUUUGGCUGAGAGAAUUCAAGAGGAAGUAUCGCACUAUCUGGACCAAUUAAAAAAAUAUGAUGGCAAGCCGGUAGACAUUAAAAGAAUAACCACAGAAAGUGCGGCUAAUAUAAUCUGCUCCAUUGUCAUUGGGAAAAGGUUUGAGUACAAUGAUCCAACGUUUCAAAGACUGCUAACGGAAAUCGAAGUUUACUUUUCUGCUAACAAGCAAGCGGCUCUCAUAACAUUUUUUUCAUUUCUAAAAUAUUUACCGGGACACCAAAAAUUAGUUCAAAAUGUGAAAUCAAUUUUAAAUAUUGAAAAAGAUUUUAUUGUCAAAAGUAAAGACAAAGAUCCUGAAGAUAAUUUUAUCGCUUCCUAUGUCGCUGAAAGAGAUUCCAGAAUUGGAAGUGGAGAGACAACGACAAUGGAUGAGAUGAAUUUAUUGCGAUCAGUUUUUGAUCUCUUUGUUGCUGGGACUGAGACUACCUCGACCACAAUUUGUUGGUUUGUGCUUUAUAUGUUGAACUAUCCACAAGUUCAGAAAAAGAUUUUUGAUGAAAUUAACACUCAAAUUGGAAGUGGUCGAGUCCCUUCCAUUCAAGACAGGCCUAAGUUGGUUUAUCUCAACGCUGCGAUUAAAGAAACACAAAGAUUGGCAAGCAUUGUACCCCAGUCUGUUAUAAGAAUAUGUUCAAAAACUCAAACUAUUAGAAACUAUACGAUUCCCGAAGGUUCUUUGAUUGUUCCGAAUUUAGACUCUGUCUUGUUGGACAAAAACAUCUGGGGAUCAGAUGCUCACGUCUUUAACCCAGACAGAUUCAUUGACACAAAAGGCCAGUUGAAGAAACCCGAAGAGUUCAUUCCCUUUGGAGUUGGACGUCGUGUUUGUCUUGGAGAAUCAAUGGCUAAAACUGAGCUGUUUCUGUAUCUAAGUUCUUUGAUUCAAAGAUUUCACCUGCUUCCAGUUCAUCCAGAUCAACCUCCACCAAUGGACUAUAUUCAUGGAAUCACAAUGAUUCCCAAACCUUAUCAACUAAAACUUAUUGAACGGGCUUACACGUAGAUUUGCAUUACUAACGAAAACAAUGUUACAAUUUCUGAAAAAUGAAACAUGCUAUAUUAUGCAUUGUACAUUUUUUUAUCGGUCGCCGAAAGUCGAAUAGUCGCUAUUAGUUUUGUUUUGUCUGUCUGUCCGUCCGUCCGUCCGUCCCAUUUAAAUCUAAAAAACUAGAAAAAGUUAUUGAAAAUCAAAUAUCAUGAUAUUUUAGAUCUUUCAAAUUUUUUAUGCAACAGCUUCAUUUUUCCUUUCUGAAAGUGAGAAGUUUAAUUUUGAGAAUAAACUAUUUAAGUAGUUUGUUCAUAAACAUACGCCAUUUUUUACAACUAUCCACCUUUUAUAGCCUAUAUUAUUAAAUAUUGUAUGUCAGUAUUAGUUGGCCUCCUUCAGUCGUAGAGCGACUAUGGUUUCUAUCGAACACUUUUUUACGUGGCUGUGGAGCCCUAUUUUGGAGAGACACUCUCGUCCACAAAUAUCGCAGUUUAAGGUGGCUUUCGCUUUGGUGGUAGAGGAGCUGCCCAUUCUUCGCGUUGUACGUUUUUCUUCCAAAGAUGAGGCCCAUGUUUUUUCGCAGUCCUUAGCUUUCUUUCUAUUUUAGUAUAUUAUUUGUGCAAACGUUGUUUUUGGUGUUUUAUUUUUAAUAAUAUUUUGUUAAAGCUUAUUCUUAGAUUAAAUAUUUUCUGUCAUACUUACAUUUCAAGCAAAAAUGUGUACUUUUGCUUUAAUAGAGAAAUAAUCUAUUUUGUAUAUGUAAUUCAACUAUAAUUUAAAGCAAAUAUUAAUAAGCAGGUUUGAUAUUAUAUAAGAGGGCGCAACAUGCACAUUGCACACUGUAUACACUUAGACAAAUCGAAAAGCUUCUUCCUUGAGGCCUUGAACGAGAGAUUGGUCCUUUACAAAACACUUAAAUCAAUUAGAUCAGUGAUGCCCAAAGUACGGCCCGCGGGCCAUAACAGGCCCGCGAUGUGGUUCCAUCCGGCCCGCCGAAACAUCGGCACAAAAGUAGAUAAUCCUCCCCCUUUAAAAUAGUUGUAAAUAUAUUUUUACCUUCGUUAGGGCCCUCACUUUUUCUGUAAUGGAUUGAUACAUGACCUUUAACGAGUGGACGAUUAUGAGUUUAUGAAGUGGAACUCUGAUCUACCAGGAAAAGGGAAUGGAACUUUUUUGUGGAACAUGAUAAUAAGCCAACAUAUUUGUUUUGUAAAGAGAGUCUGGCUGUUUCAAAAAAAACAAAAAAAAACAUGUAUAGCGAGAUUGUAAAACAAAUAUGAAGGCCUUCUUGGUUUGAGCCGCGUCUUAAAGAUUGGUUAAACUACGCCAAGAGAUUGGAGGACCGAUGAGACUAUUUACCGAAAAGAGACAAGAAAAUAAGUUGGUGGUAAAGUUAGCUAAAAUGUUGCUCACAUUUUAAGUAGAGAAAUGAAACCAUUUUAAGACGCGUAAAAAAUGAUAGACUUUAACUAUCCCAUUAAUUGAUGUAAGUACUAGAUCUAAUAGUUUCAAAUAGUUUCAGGUGAAUUUUGAUUUCAUUUUUCGUACCUUUUUUUGUUGAUGUGGCCCGCGACACGCGUUUCGAAAGUUAAAACGGCCCGCGGGUCGAAUUAGGUUGAGCAUCACUGAAUUAGAUAAUCAUUCAUUUACAUUAGUUAGACCAAGUUCACGUUGAGCCUUAUCUUCAUUGCUAUCAGUUUAUUGAAUACAUAUUAACAAUUUGUUAAUAAUAACAUUAUAAGAAAAUGUCCGUAUCCUGUGGUAUUAUGUCGUCAGUCGAAAUAACAAUACAAUAGUAUCGGCUAAAUAUCGACACGAAUACAUCUCUUCGUUUUGUAUCGACGGAGAUAUGGUUGUUUAUAGUUUGUAGUUCAUAGUUUCCUAUAUUCAUGCUAAAAUUAUUGAAGCCUGCCUACGUGUAAUACUUCGGGGUCCGAUUUUAAGUUUGUGUCUCUAUCAGCAUUGUCAUUGCAAUCAUUAAUGUCAAAUACUUGUCAUUUUUUUUUAUUAAACAUUGUUUUGGUAAACAUUUCUAUAAAUAUUUCAUAUUGUAUAUUGUAUUUUUAUUUAAGCACUGUAUUCAUAAUCAUUUCAAUGUAACAACGUAUCAUCAUAUUUAGUCAAACACUUUGAAAUAAAAACAUUUAUUUUACAUA